UCGUCCCUGAAGCCUGUACAUCCUGUCCUUCCCAUAUCUUUUCUUCUACCAACCGAGAAUUCUCUCUUAUAUAUACCUUGUUCUUCAGUUCCUUCUUCCCUGAAACGAACAAAGAUGGAGGCUAAAAGGCGCUGGGAUGACUCCGAUGAGAAUUCGGAUCAGUCGGGGGAUAAAAGAAUCAAGCGCGUCCCUUCUUUCUCAACGGUGAUAAAAGAAGCUGUCACGGCGAACAAAUUGCAGAAAGCAUUUUUUGCCUUGGAGCCGUUCCUUCGCAAAGUGGUGCAAGAGGAAGUGGGAACACUGAUGCACAGAAUCUACUCCUGCCCUCCAAGGUCCAUCCAAAUGCAAAUUGAAGCUACAGAUCAAUCAAGCUUGAAACUUAUCUUCAAGAGGCCGCUGUCACAGCCCAUCUUCACCGGAACCAAGAUAGAAGACAUCGAGAACAAUCCUCUCCAGAUUCUUGUUGUAGACACUAAUAGUGGUGUGGAAGCUGCCUCAGCGUUGCGCCAUCUACUCCCUAUCAAGCUCGAACUAGUUGCACUGGAGGGAGAUUUCCCUUCCGGGGUUCAGGAGGAUUGGACCAGUGACGAGUUCCAAAACAAAAUAGUGAAGGAAAGAACCGGGAAGAGGCCACUGGUCGUCGGAGAUGUCAACGUCACGCUAAGGGAUGGAGCUGUGAUCAUACCCGAGCUAAUCUUCACCGAUAAUUCAAGCUGGGGAAAGAGCGGGAUGUUCCGGAUCGGUGCUCGGGUUGUGCCGGGUAGCUACGAUGGGCCAAGAAUUAGAGAAGCCAUGACCGAGCCUUUCAAGGUGAAAGACCACAGAGGAGAAUCGUACAAGAAGCAUUAUCCUCCAGCUCUGGACGACGCGGUAUGGCGGCUCGAGAAGAUCGGCAAGGGUGGUAAGUUCCACAGCAAGCUUGCGGCCAACAACAUCAAAACGGUCCAGGACUUCUUGAUGCUGUUGUCUGUCGACCCGGAUCGCCUCCGAGAGAUACUGGGACAAGGGAUGACAGAUCGGGCGUGGGAGGUGACCACCAAUCACGCGAAGACCUGCAUCGUGGGCGACAAGCAUUACGUGCACCGAGGCCCCAACUGCAACCUCGUCCUCAACUCAGUUUGCGAAGUUGUGAGCAUUAUCGCCGGAAAUAACACAUACGGCUUACAGGAUCUCAUCAAUCGAGAUGACAGAGCCUGCGUGAAGCAAUUAGCUCGAGAAGCGUACGAACACUGGCAUGACUUGGAAGAGUACGAAGCAUUGUCUAAUGGAGAUGUUCCUUUAAAUCACACAGAUGUGCAGAUGACACAAGGUGUUGUGGAACCAUUGCCUCUGUACGCUGACCAAGAGAAUGGAUCACUGCUGCGUCAGUUUGGUCCUCCGCAGCCCUUCUGAUCGAUCUGCAGUUAAUCAGCACAUAUGUCAUAGUGAUACGAACUGCGCGCCCUGAUUGCUUGCACCGUGAGACUAAGCUCGGCGAGCAACGCGAGGCGUAUAUGAAUUCUUCACCCCGUUAGCAUGCUGUGUAAACACUUGUUGUUUUCGAUGGUUUUCCUUUACUAUAAUAUGGCUCGAGAUGAUUAUACAUGCAUGCCGAGAAGCAUCUG
Molecule: messenger RNA, 1604 nt
Organism: Musa acuminata subsp. malaccensis (wild Malaysian banana)
Lineage: Eukaryota; Viridiplantae; Streptophyta; Magnoliopsida; Zingiberales; Musaceae
Product: protein SAR DEFICIENT 1
Biological process (GO): regulation of salicylic acid biosynthetic process
Cellular component (GO): nucleus
Molecular function (GO): DNA-binding transcription factor activity; sequence-specific DNA binding; calmodulin binding
Source: RefSeq, a predicted model, not a curated record